Molecule: messenger RNA, 330 nt
Organism: Lasiosphaeria miniovina
Lineage: Eukaryota; Fungi; Ascomycota; Sordariomycetes; Sordariales; Lasiosphaeriaceae
Exons: 1
Coding region: 1-330 (109 amino acids)
Source: RefSeq, a predicted model, not a curated record
AUGUCUUCGCCCAAGAGCUCGCCGUCAGAGCGAGCCACCUCUCAGCCCUACACGCUCGUUCCCAACCUCCACGUUCCGGACCCGACGGUGCGCGAGAUUGAUCUGGGCAGCUACUCAUGGAUGAUGGCCACAGUCAUCGAGGACGAUGACCUCAUGUUUGGCGGCAAGCCGUUGAGCACCUGGUACGAGGAAGAGCGGAGGAGGCUCAGCAACGGCGGCAACAAUGAGGAAGAGAGCCGCGGGAGACCACGGGAGCGAUCCAGGAUCGACAACACCCACCACUUACACGGGUGCAAGACAGCUGCAACAACAAAAGACGGCAAACAAUAA